Branchiostoma belcheri (Belcher's lancelet) is the source of this 557-nucleotide messenger RNA. RefSeq lists its product as uncharacterized. The transcript has a single exon. Lineage: Eukaryota; Metazoa; Chordata; Leptocardii; Amphioxiformes; Branchiostomatidae. The annotation marks the transcript as partial. The record is from RefSeq and is a predicted model, not a curated record.
AUGCCAGAUCCAAAAGUGAUCUUCUUUCACGUUGGAACCAACGAUGCACGAGACCUGAAGGACUCAGCAGCAGUAUCCGAAGGUUUCCGAAAUCUGAUCAAUUCGUCCCACAACAAAUUCCCUCACUCCUCCUUGGUUUUCUCCUCAAUCCUACCAAGAGACAACCAUGACCUGCAGACAAUAGGUGAUAACGUGAACUCCUACUUGCAAGUCGUAGCAGAAGAGACGAGCUACGUGCACCUAGCCAACAAUACCAACCUGUCUCAGAAGGGGGUAAUAAACAAAUCGCUCUACAACUCGGAUGGGUACCACCUAAACAGGUACGGGAUCCGGGUCCUAGCCUCUAAUAUCAAGAAAACUGUCAAUCCUCUUAUGGGCCUAGGCCAAUACACAGGUAGAGGAGCUCGCCCGGAGAACUCAAGCCGCAACCUAACACCUGCCAUCGCGUCAAGGAAGGCUCCUCCAGCAGACAAACGUCCAAAACAGAUGAUUGACCGACCUAACGGCAACCAGAAUGGCAGGAUGUCGUACAGAGAAGCUGUGCUCCAGUCCCCCAA